AUGCUGCUUCGCUUUGGGCGGGUAGAGGAGGCUGAAGCGAUGGUCAUGGGGACAGUGCGAGAGACGCAGGAGCAGCAGGAGGAGACGGGGGAGAAGGAGGCGAAGGGGCAGCAGGAGAAGGGGCAGAAUGGGCAGCAGGGGCAGCAGUUAAAGCAGCAGCAGGAACAGUGGGAGAAAAUCCAUCCUCCCCCCAUCCCCAUUCCCCACCGUGUCUACUGCCAACUCAUUGGCGCUCUGGUUGGCACUGGCAUGGGCUUGCGAGCACUUGCUGUGUUUUCCAAAAUGAGGAAAGAGCAGGGCCAGGGGCAGAGCACUGGGCAGAGCAAGGGGCAGAGCAAGGGGCAGGGCAAGGGGCAGAGCAAAGGGCAAGGCAAGGGGAAUUGGAAGGGGGGCGGCACAGAGUGGGGGAAAGGUGGGGGAAAGGGGGGUUCCGAACGGGGUUUUAAGUGGGCGGACAAAGGGGCUAGGAAGGCGGGGGAAGGGCGGCCUUCUUUGGCGUUAUGCCACCUGGUGAUGAAGGGGUGCUUGAAGGAGGGCGGGCGGGCGGGCCUGGAGGGAUGCAACGUGCUGGUGGAGGAGAUGUUUGCGAUGGGCGGUGAACUGAAACCCACUCCGCUCACUUUCUCCUUCCUGAUCCGUGCAAUGCUGCAAGAGGGGGAGCUGAAGGGAGCACCUCGCGUGCUGCGCGAGAGGAUGCCGCGCAGAAACUUGGUUCCGCGCCUGGAGGACGUGCAUACAGUCAUGAAAGCCCUGCUGGGGCAAGGCAAGGAGGCGGGAGUGGCCGAGGCGAUGAGGAUCAUGAAUGAGAUUCUGGGAGUGAAGGGGGAGGGGUGGAGGAGGGAGAGUACCUUACAGAUGGUCAAACCGAGCGAGCUCACCUUCCGCAUGCUCAUCCUCGGCCUGUGUCGCGAGCGCAACCCCAGCAAGGCCGUGUUCUACCUCACUUGCAUGAUGGACGCGGGACUCAUGCCCGAUAGACAGCUCUUCCGCGCCUGCAUGCUCACACUCUCUGCUCUCGGCAUCACCCGCGAUGCAUUGGAGUUGUUUGAGAUGAUGCGCGGGACGAGGGGCACUCGGGUGCUGAUAGACACAGACAUGUGCGUGCCUCCCCGGCCCCCUCUUCCAAAUCAUCCCUCUCUCUUCCAUGUAUUCCCGCUCUCAUCCCUCAACCAGGCAUCACCCGGCACGCAUUGGAGUUGCAUCACCCGCGAUGCAUUGGAGUUAUUCGAGCUGAUGCGAGGGACGAGGGCCACGCGGGCGCUGAUAGACGCAGACAUGUGCACGCUGCUGUUGGCGGCGCUGGGCAAGCGAGGGCUGGGGCUCGAGAUGAAGCGCGUGGCAUCACUCAUGCGGAAGAUGGCAAUCCCUCACAGCAGCGAAUCGUAUGCGCAGCUGAUCAUGGGGUAUGCACGGGCGGGCAUGUGGGGCGAGGUGGAUGCUCUAGUGGACGAUAUGGAAGAUCAGACCAGCAAAAGCACAGCUAUCGCCGCCCCAACUGCUGUUGCUGCUGAUUACGCCUCCAUCUACGUUGGUGUUGAAGAGCUGGGGAUUGGAGUUGAGCCAACAGUGCGCGACAGCCUGGCGGUGUGCAAUGCGCUGAUGAUGGCGUAUGGGAGGGCCGGCAGGAUGGAGCAGAUGGAGAUGGUGGUGAAUCGGCUGAGGGUGCUGUCGCCAGAUGGCACGCUGCGAUUGGAGUCCUAUAACGCUCUCCUGGAGGUGCUCGCCCAUCGCUGCGCCUUCUCCUCUACUCUCGUAGAGGUGUAUGUAACCCCCAACCCUCACAUCUCCUCUCCCAACUCAUCCCACGUUCUCUCUCACCAGGAGUCCCACAACGCUCUCCUGAAGGGAUUGAAGGAGGAAAAAGAAGCAGACAAGGAGGGCGAUGCAUACGUGGAAGGGGAUUUGGAGGACGAGCAGGAGGGAGUCGAGUGGGGAGGAGAGGAGGCAGAGGAGGAGGAAGAGGAAGAAGCGGUGAAAAGGCUAGUGGCAGCAGCACGCGCACAAGGGCUUUUAUUCUCCCCGCCGCAUGCUGACAGACUAGCAGCAGCACGGGCACAGGGCCUCUCAUUCUCACCCCCGGUUUACCGCAUGCUGAUAGACGUGAAAGGCCUAGUGGCAGCAGCACGAGCACAGGGCCUUUCAUUCUCCCCACCAGUCUACCGCAUGCUGAUAGACGUAUUGGGGAGGGGGGGACGACUGGGGGAGGCGCUACUGGUGUUGGAGGAGCUGAAGAGAGUGCACCCGGGGCAUGGCAAUUUGUCUGCUUACAACACUCUCUUGUUGGCGCUACAAGACGCCCAUCCAGAGCACAUGUUCGCAGUGCUGGCACUCAUGGCGUCUCAGCGCGUGCUGCCCAAUCGCAACAGCCUGGGUGCCAUGCUGGCAGCGUGUGAGGCUGCCAACUCGCCACGUGGCGCUGCCAGGGUGUACCUCAGCGUGGUUGAGACGUGGCGCGACGGUGUUGGCCAGGAGGGAAGUGGAGGCGGUGGGGGGGAGGAUGGGGAGGAGUGGGAGGGAGAGGAAGGGGAGGGAGGGGGCGAGGUUGAUGCGAUUCUUAAGGCUGUGGAAAGAUUUGCUGUGUUCUGGGGCGUGGGGUUACACGUGCUGGCAGCAGCAGGGGAAGAGGAGAGAUUGGAGAAAAUAGAAGGGCUGUUGGGGCCGUUUGGGUUUCAGAUGGAUAUGGGUGUGGGUUGGGGUAUCAGCAUGAGUAUGCUCUAUCCUGCACGGCCGGUGCUGCGGUAUGAAGGCCUCGGCGAGGAGUUCAGUGCGGUGACCGGGACAGCGACAGAGACAGCGACGCUGCUGGGAGAACAGCAGCAGCAGCAGCAGCAGCAACCGUUCUCCUUUCGAUGGUCCUCCGACAUCCAUUCUAGCGAUAAGAGCGAUGAGAGCGAUCAGGAUGCUGGUCAGGCCCUUCCCUACACCUACUCCAGCGACCUCCUUCUCCUCUCCUCCCUCCUCUCCAUCCACAUCGACCGGGGGAAUUUCGACGAAGCCAUGCACACCGCACAGUUCAUAGUCAAUGAGCGCCUAGACGAGUACCUCUUUAACGAGUACAUGGAGGAGGAUAAUAGAAACAGGGAUAUUAGGGGAGGAGAUUCCUACAGAGGGAUUCAGGGAGGGAGUGUGCUGCGGAGGGCCGACCCGGCGUUUUUCCCUCUCGUGAUUGGGUUUUUCCGGCUGGCGAGGAUGAUACCGGUGGUGGAGGGGCGGACGAAGCAGAAUCUGUCAGUGCUGCUGCUGCUGCUCAUGUCGCAGGCUGUGCGGUGCGGGGCGCCGCCGCUGGUGUCCGGGUUUCUGGUUUCUGCGUGGGCUAAGGCGAAUCAGGAGGAAGGGGAGUCUCCUUUUGUGAGGGAGGAGGGGGGAGGGAGGGGAGGGAGAGGGGGAGGGCGAGGGGGAGGGGGAAGGGGACGGGGUGGGGGAGGGAGAGGAGGAGGGAAGGGGAGUGGAGUGAGGGGAGGGAAGGGGAGGAGAGCGGGGGGGGAAGGGCAGGGGCAGGUUAGUAAGGGGUUUGGAGGAAGAGGGUUUGAGAGUGAUAAGAAGGGGUCUGAGAAGGAAAAGAAGGGUUUUGGAGGCGUGAGGAGGCCGAAACAGGUGGGGAGGGAGAAGGAGGGGGAAAGGGUGUAUUUCGGGGCGGAGCAAGCAGGAGGGGUGGAGGGGUCGGGGAGUGAGGGAGAGGGAGAAUGGGUGCUGCUGGCCUCUAUGGAAUGGGAGGGUAGCAAUGGCAGUGGCAACGAGGGUAGCGAUGGGAAUGAGUAUGAUACCAGCAGCAGCAGUUCCGCUAGACGGCCACGUGCUGACGUGGGUCCCGGCAGUGCUGACGUGGGUCCCGGCAGUGCUGACGUGGGUCCCGGCAGUGCUGACGUGGAUCCCAGCACUGCUGAUGUGGCAAACAAGAAACCCUCCAGCAAGGAAGACGCUGACCUGGACGCGCUCGUGGACGACAUAGACAGCAAAGCCGACCCGGCAUUCAUGCAUGUCCCUCCGCGCAUCCUCGCCGAAUUCCGCUCAUUCCUCACUCUCCCGCCCUGCCCCAUCGAAUCCUCCCGUGCCGUUGCCAACGCCAUUAUCGAUACGGCCUACUCCCUGAAUCUCACUCAAGCGGCUGUGGAUUUCUUCUAUGCUGCGAAUGAGGCUCGGAUGUUCCCGGACCUGUUCCAGGUGGAACGGGAUUCGCUGGUGCUGUCGCUCAGGCUCGUUUCACCAGCAGGUGCUGAGUUGAUAUCUGCCGGAUUUUUCUGCCUCUGGUGUGAUAAAUCUGGACCGUUGCAGUCAAUGAUCCUGCGUCAGACUGGUCUAGAUUCUCUAGACGAUUUCCGGCUAGCCGAGGGUUUAAGGGACCCAAUUCUGGGGUUUAGGGACCCUAUGGGGGGGACUGGGGUGGGUGUGGGUCUGAGUCCUGAGUUUGAACUGCUUGAGAAUUUGUCGGAAAUGGGGCAGGCGAUAGGGGGAGGAGGUGGGAGGAUGGGUGUGGGGGGUGGUCGAGUGAGGGAGGUGAGGAUUGAGAUUCCUGGGGAGGAUGAGAGGGUGUAUGAGAGAGAGUUGGUGCGGAUGGGAGUGGGGAAGGCACUGACAAUGUUGGAAGUGCCUGGGGAGGUGGAGGGGGAAAAGGCAUGGGGGUGUGUGUGGAGAUGUGGGGUUGAUGAAAUGGAGGCAUGGGGGAAGUGGUUCAUGAAAAAGCAAGGAGUGGAGGAUCCCUCCUAG
Molecule: messenger RNA, 4704 nt
Organism: Closterium sp. Naga37s-1
Lineage: Eukaryota; Viridiplantae; Streptophyta; Zygnematophyceae; Desmidiales; Closteriaceae
Source: the annotation of a GenBank genome assembly